AUGGUUGAUUAUCAUUUAGUUGUUUUGGUCCAUGGGUAUGUCUCCAAUAUUUUUUAGCUCGGGGUUAAAUUUGACAAGACCGAAUUAAACCACAAUUUAAUAAGAAGUUAAUAUUAACAAGUUUUUAGUAUCUGGGGUAAUUCCUCACAUCUUGCUUAUGUUGAAAAACAAAUGAAAGAACAAAUUAAAACAAAUGAUGGUAGUAAAUUAUUACUUCAUAAAACAGGGUCUCAUUCUGGUUAUUUAACUUAUGAUGGUAUUGAUGUAAAUGGUAAAAGAAUCAGUGAUGAAAUUAUAGAACAAACAAGUAAAAUUGAGUCAACUAUUGGUAACAAAGUCACAAAAUUUUCAAUAAUUGGUUAUUCUUUAGGUGGUUUAAUUUCAAGAUAUGCAAUUGGUAUUUUACAUUCUCAAGGUUAUUUUGAUAAAGUUGAACCAAUUAAUUUUAAUACAUUUUGUACUCCUCAUGUUGGUGUAUCAAAUCCACAAACUCAUAAUUUAUCAGUUAGAGUAUAUAACUCAGUUGCUCCACAUUUUUUAGCUUUAACUGGUUAUCAAUUCUUUUUACGUGAUAAAGUUGGUCAACUUAAUAAACCUCUAUUAGUUUGGAUGGCUGAUCCAAAUUCUCCGUUUUAUAAAUCAUUAAAAAACUUCAAAUAUAAAUCAUUAUAUGCUAAUGUUUUAAAUGAUAAGAGAUGUUCAUGGUUUACUGCUUCAAUUUCAAGAGAUGAUCCAAUUAAUUCAAUGUAUAAUAAACUGGCUAAAAACAUAAUUAUAGAAGAUUAUAUUAAAGGUUAUGAAUCUACAAUCAUCAACAUUCAAAAACCAUUUUAUUUUGAAAGAUCAAAACAUUCAGUAACUUAUAAUGAUGGUUCAAAAAUACGAUUCUUAUGGAAAACUUUAAAUUGGAUUAAAAUUAUAAGUACAAUUAUUUUAUAUACCCCAGUUUGGGCAAUUUCAUUCAUUGUCUCAUCAAUUUAUCAAAGAAUUAAAAUGAAUAAUAGAUUAAAAGAGUUCUUCAAAACAAAUGAUUUAUUACAUUUAUAUAAACCAAGUACUGGUUCAGAAAGUGACUCAGAUGAAGCUGGUGGUAUAUUUUCAGAACUUUCAGAAAAAGUUCAAGAUGAACAAGAAGAUAUAGUUGAAGAUAUGUAUUCAGCUAUGAAUUAUAAAGAAAGUUAUUCAAAACAUAUAAUACCAAUUAAAUUAGAUUCACAUCAAAAAUUUAUUGUUGAUAAAUUAAAUACUUUAAAUUGGAAAAAAUUCCCAAUAAUAUUAAGAAAUACCGUAUCAACUCAUGCUGGUGCUAUUGUAAGACACAAUGAUCCACAUUUUGAUGAAGGUAAAGUUGUUGUUGCUCAUUUUAUAAAUGAAAUAUUUAGAUUGGAAUAA
Molecule: messenger RNA, 1392 nt
Organism: Insectozyma verbasci
Lineage: Eukaryota; Fungi; Ascomycota; Pichiomycetes; Serinales; Debaryomycetaceae
Source: the annotation of a GenBank genome assembly